UAGCAGACUUCACAGUGCACUGAUGCAGCCCUUUCGCAACAAAAACAUGCAGACAAGAAUAGAUAUUUUACUGUGAAGAAUUAUUGCAAAGUUAUUGGACUUCAUGACAUUCUUUCGGAUACAUUGAAAGUAGGCUACUUUUUAUUUUUACUUUUUUAACCAUUGUAGGGUGCAAUGAGUGAAUAACUUUCUACCGGGUUUAAUAACAGAGGCUUCUGGGAGAACAACAACAACCAAAGGUUCUGAAGUCUGAACGCACCCUGGUACUGACCUUUGACCUCUAGCCAUGUCUCAGAGUAACCCCUCCUUCCAGCUCAUCCAGACUCUGAGGAAGUCUCCCGCUGUGUUCCGCCGCCGGUUCCACCUCCGGCCCAACAGCACCGCUACCCUCGCCCACGGGGAUCCCCUCUACAAGGUGCUCUACCUGGGCACUGAGAAAAUCUACUCCCUGGAUCUGGAGCAGGCCCAGGGGGCCAUAGGCCUGCUGCUCCAGCAGUGGGCCCCGGGGGCCCCUGAGAAACUGUGCAAGGAGCACGCUCUAGUGUUGCGGCGGCGUUACAUAGAGGUGAAGGAGAUUGCCACGGGGAGACAGCUCGCUAAGACCUAUCUGAGAGACAUUGCGUUCUGCGCGGCCGACACCAAGCACCCCAAUGUGUUCCUGUACAUCUGUAAGCUGCAAGGCCAGCAACUGCAGUUACAGUGCAAGAUAUUCUGGUGCACCAGUGCUGAGAGAGCUAAGGACAUCACCGCUUGUCUGGCAAGGAGCUUUCAAACGGCUCUUAGUGAUUGGCAGGGGCAGGGUAGCGAGACCAAUCACAUGGAGAAAGGGGAGGGAUCAUCGGAGGUGGAUGGACUGUCAGUCAUCCCAAGCCUUCAUACUAAUACCUCCUCUGCUCUAUCAGGAUCUCUAAGGACAGACAGGUCGCUGGAGGAGGAGUAGGGGUGUGGCUACUCUGUGUCCUCUCAGAGCGAUGAGGAAGGAGAGGACAGACAGCACCAUCACCAAUGACAGCACACAGUCAACCAUUUGAUAUUUUACUUUGACUCUCUCUGCCAACUGAUAAUCUGUUGGGCCUAGCAGAGCCUCACGAGCUCCUGCAGUACCCACCAGUAUUGAAGAAUGGACCACUGCCAAACUAAGCUUAGAGCCCAGAACUACAUUUUGUGUGUGUGCUGGCCAGCUGCACUGUGUGUCUGUCAUGAGAGACUGCCGCCAAAAGGAUUCUUAUUAUGGACUUGAAUAAAGCUAAGGGUGUGACUCAAAAGCCCCACAUGCCACAGAGCACCCCUUUAUCACCACCAACAGGGUCAUUGUGUUUACGCCUGAGCACUAUUUUGGCUUGGUUUGAAUUUUUUAUGUUAUUUAACUAGGCAAGUCAGUUAAGAACAAAUUCUUAUUUACAAUGACGGCCUACCCCGGCCAAGUUAAAUGGGUUUCCAUUGCAUUUUCAACUCUACUGAUGGCUUUGUUACCAAGAAAAUGGACUUAUGUAGUGAGUGUGUCCACUCUGGUAUUGGCACGUUCACAUUAGCCAACAGCUCGCAUAAUACAGUACGCGCAUAGCCUAGAUGAUGGAAUUACUAUGGACAAAAGAGUGAGAUUAUUUGUAUUUUUCAAACAGCAGCCAAGCAUCAAUCAUCGUGUCACCAGCAUAAGACCCUCAAUAUUUAUUGCAAAGGAGUAUCAAGCUCAUCACUUUGCACUUUCACCAUCCUGUGCAGUUCAUCAUCAUUUAUUUCAUCUGUAGCCUAAUAAACUGCAGCCUGAUAAUGCUUU
Molecule: messenger RNA, 1777 nt
Organism: Oncorhynchus gorbuscha (pink salmon)
Lineage: Eukaryota; Metazoa; Chordata; Actinopteri; Salmoniformes; Salmonidae
Exons: 3
Coding region: 287-940 (217 amino acids)
Source: RefSeq, a predicted model, not a curated record